ACUGCACCGUAAGCUUGAGGCCUGCUUUGGCACAGCACUACUUAACUUACCAUGAACUGCUCAGCGUCCGAGUCUGGUGAUUCAAAGCGUCUGUCAUGGGGAAGAGUGGUACAAAAACUCCUCGACUUCAACCACGUCGCCGAUGCAACAUCAAUCGACAGCUCUGAGAAACGAGAUUCAGAAUGUUCAUCGGUGGUUUCAAUAGAAGACCCUUUUGAGGAGGCGCUGUGUGCUGAGACUCUGGAUAAUCUCUCUGAAAUUCUUGGCGAGGCCAGUGCCAGAGCCCUGGGAUGGUCUAGGCUUCUUGUUCCUCAUCAGUUACUGGAGCACAUUAGACAGGAGCUCCUCCACCUGGCUGCUGGAGAACCCUGCGGUCUGAGAGGGGCUCUAAUAGACCUGUGUAUAGAGAAUGGCGAGUCCUAUCAAAACGUCGGACAGCUGUCUGUGGAUCACUGUACUGUGCCAACUUUCCACGUCACUUUUUUGCUGCGGCCAGAUCUUGGAGGACUGUGGCCAAAGUUUACCAGAAGGCUUAGCAAUUCCAUCAGACUGAGUACAGGCUUCACGGCGGUCAAAAGGAAGCUUUACAGCUCAGCUGAAGUUUACAUAGAGGAAUUGUGACCCGAAGAUAUUGAUCACAGAGGGCACAAGGACUUUGCAUUUUUUUUUCUUAUUUAAGAAAAUGUUUUCAAAUUUGUAUAUAUGGGUUUUACCAUAUGCUUCACUGGCAGAAAUACCAACUCAGGUCAAGCAAUGCUAGGAAUGUAUUUAUAAAACGUCCAUUGUUGGACGAAUGGCAGCUUUUUAAACUUCCUUAAAAAGGACAUUUUUAUUAUAAGACUUAUUUUAUGAAUUUUUGAAUACUAAAGUGCCUUGGUUAUGCUGGAACAUUGACACAAAAUAAACUUAUGUUUUCACUAUUUGAUGGAGUAUGUUUAUAUUUUGUGUUUGAGAUCAAACCAUGCCAUCAAAUGUAUUUUGAAUCUGAGCAUACUUAAUUUGACUGAUACAUUUGUGUUUUCAAUUCACUUUAAUAUUAUGCUUACAUGGUAAACAUUACAGGAUUAAAGUAAACUGUAAAUUACUGUAUUAAUCUACAUAUACAGAAAGACAAUUUUAAUAUUAAAUCAGUCAUAUUGUUCAGACUAACACAAAUAAUUCUUAUAAAUUAAGUGAAGUACAAUUUGUAUGGAGUAAUUGGCAACUAAUGAUGCACUUAAACAUUUCAGAAAACUCAAAUGUGAGGCUUUUCCUCUUAAACAAGAUUAAGGCCCAAAUACAGGCAUACUCACACAUCGUCUUCCAUUUUGCAGAAAUAAUGUGUAAUAUAUAAAGAUAAUUGUAUAUUGAGAUAAGAAGCAUUGCUCUUGAUAAUAAAAUAAGAUGCAGAUCUGGGAUGAUUCAAUUUUAAUAAAUACAGAUCAAAAUUCUUUCAUUAAUCUCAAAUGCUUAUUAAAAAAAAACAACAAGCAAAUCUACAGUGAACAAUGAAUUAAA
Colossoma macropomum (tambaqui) is the source of this 1497-nucleotide messenger RNA. Its product is annotated as DNA damage-inducible transcript 4 protein-like. Gene Ontology annotation, cellular component: cytoplasm. The coding region runs from base 52 to 621 and encodes 189 amino acids. The record is from RefSeq and is a predicted model, not a curated record. Gene Ontology annotation, molecular function: 14-3-3 protein binding. The transcript has 2 exons. Gene Ontology annotation, biological process: negative regulation of TOR signaling; apoptotic process; response to hypoxia. NCBI's taxonomy places the organism in Eukaryota, Metazoa, Chordata, Actinopteri, Characiformes, Serrasalmidae.